AUGUGGAGCAACUUCGAGGCGUCCUCCCUGGAGGAUGAAACCAUCUCCAACAUAUUUUCGUCGCGAGGCAUCUUCCAAAUAAGCAGUGAGGAGGAAAUAAACAAAUAUCCGGAUGUCAUGGCCUCCGUGCAGUGCGGCAAGAUGGUCAUUGGCAUCGACAAGAGCCUUUUGCUCCUGGAGGACGAACUGGUGGCCAAGUGCAGCUUUCUGGCAUUCGGGGCAGCCAUCGAGGCCAUUGCAAUUUCUUCAAGCGGCAACCUGAUUGUCUGCGGCCUCAGCGAUGGCGAAGUUCACGGGGUGUUCAUCAAGGGCCUGCUCCUGUUCAGCGUGGCUGUCAAUCUGGAGGACGUGAGCCUAACUGGCGGGACCUUCCGGAGCAUCCAUCAACUGGAUCAGCGGUUCUACUUCACCUGUAAGAAUGGAAGCAUAUAUAGCUUGAGCGACAUAGAUGAGACCUGCUUGGAGACGUUAGGCAAUAUGAGCCUGAAUGAAAACGAAACUAUAGCUUGCGAAAAGGCCCUGUUGGAGGACGUCACCAUUAAUCGCCUUUCCAAGGGCAGAUCCUCGUCCAGCGUGGACUGCGCAGUGCUGCUAAAGCGUCUGGUGACCGGCAACAUCAGUGCCGAGAACAAUAAGGAUGAUCUGGAGGCGCAACCCGGUCUAGUUAUCACUGGAGAUCAAAGCACGAUGAACUUUAGGAAUGCAGCCAAUGACGUGACUCGAAUAAAUUUGCCCGCUCAGUACGGCAGCCUAAAGCAGAUCUUCAACUUGGACCACUAUAUUAUCGCACUCACCAAUUCCGGCCACUUGGUGGAAAUUUGUCCAUACACUCGCACAGUACACAUGUGUCAAACUACCCAACAAAAGAAUCUGCUCAUCGAGGAUCUGCUGGUUAUGGAGUGCAGCGAAGAAAACAUUGAGCUACUGGUGCUGACGAAAUCAACGGAGGAGGGACGCUUCAUUAAGAUAGUGGAGUACCCAACGCUCCAUGUGAAGAACGAGGUAGAAGUUCCUGAUCACGCAUGGCUCGUGCGUCAGCCAAAGUGUGCGGUCAAUCUGUAUUAUCUGGCUGCCAAGGAAGUCAACCAGAGCAGCAUACCCUCCGUGGUGGAGAUGAUGCUCGUUUCCGAGACCGACCCCAGUGAUCGUUUUAAGAAGCUGAUUUGCAAGGGGCGCCUGGAGGAGGCUGAGGAAUUUGGCAAGCAGUUUGACCUGUGCCUCCAGCCCAUCUAUGAAGCCAAAGCGAAACGCAUUCUGGUCGAGCUUUGCAACUCAAACUCGCAUAACGAUGCAUUCGACGUGGACACUAAAUUUCAAAACUUGCUGCAAUUUCUGUCUCAGGUGGAAAGUAAGGCAUUCAUAAAGAGCCAUCGCAUGAUCAACUUGAACUCGAGACACAUCCUUGAGCGGUAUCUUCGCGAGGUCAAAAAGCGUUUGACUUUCGAGGACGACGAGGAGGAUAUGCUGGAAAUCGACGAGCAACUGCACCGACUUAAAACUCUUGCCAUAAUAGAUCCCUACGAAUGCAACACGGAUUGGCAAAAGUUUAUUUACGAUAACAACUUGGUCAGGAUGGUCAAGUCACUAUUCAACACAGAUAUGCCGACAGCCUGUCUCAUUUGGCGGCGGCAUUCGAGCAGCAUUCUGCCGCUGCUUAACGAAGAUGAGUUGCGCACGCUAUUAGGGUUCAUUCCGAGCAACACCAAGCCCUUCAACGUCGUCCAGUGGUUGCGUCAGUUCAUUCCGAUGGUCAGCAACACCCAUCCCAGCAUAAUGCCCUUUAUCACUGACUGGAGCAUUGAGAUGACGCGGAAUCUGCAGUACAGUCCCCAUUGGCCGGAUAUCGGCCUGGAGUUCUGCACAAAGAUACUGGAAAUUAUUGAGGAAAUUCAGUUUACUUACUCCGAUGUGCGGCGUCAGCAGGAGCGCAACGUUGGAAAACUUCGGGAUCUUGUCAACGCACUGCAGGAUCUUUCCGUGCUUAAGACCAACUAUAACAUGGGCUUUACACUGGACAACUACAUGCAGGACUCCAUCGACGCCACUGCGUUGAGCAUUUUGCAGCACGUUCAACUGGAUAAGCUUCAGCGUCUGGUGAAGAACUUCAUGUACCCUAUCUUCCAGGAGAAGGGACGUCAGCCACUGGACGUGAUCAAGCAGUACAUAUCACAGUUAGUAGCCAGUCGACAAGCUUCUAGUUCAUGGUUGGAGCGGGCGAUGGCUUGCAUUGAGCUGCUUCACAACGAGGACAGCCGUUUGGAGUGCGCCUUGUCUGUGCUGCAAAACGCACCUGUGCCCUGGCCGGAUACACUAGCUCCUCUAAUCAGGCUGCGUGCCUCCACUCAUCCAUUGGCCGUGAAGAUCAACGCCGAGUACGAGAUUCAGGUGAUCAAGAUCAUGAAGGUCAAGUACGGCUGGCCGGCUGACAGCUCCGAUAUCAACCUGGAGCUUUUCAUGAUGCGCAUUGUGAAGUUGAAUCUGCCGGACAUGCUGGACGACAUCAGCGCCCUCACCAAGGCGGCGCCGGACCUAUCAAAUAGUGCCAACUUUAACUGCUGCUAUCAAAUGGCACGGAGAGGACAAGUUGAGAUGGCUUAUGAAUUCUUCAAAACGCUGAAUGGUGAGAAGAAUUCGAAGAGCGGAAAGGAAGUGGUAGAAAUCAUGGCUAACAUCUUGGAGAACAGCUCCUCCGAUUCGUUUGAAAGUGAUAUUAAGGUUCAGGAGCACCUGAACGUCCUGGAGCUUUUUAAGUUGUUCUUGCCGCAUGUUGAAUCCGUGUAUGAGCGCCGCUACCUGGUGAUCAAGCAUCGUUUCCGCCUGAGAAAGUUUGGCAUCCUUUUGAGCUGCAGCAGCGAGCUGAUACCGCUGCACAGACGUCAUUGCCUUCUGGAUGAGGCCAUUGAAAGGAUAAUUGAGAGGGCCCAGGCCACGCUGAAUGUGUCCGCUUUCAUAGCCAGCGAAAUAAGCGAACUGUGUACCGCUCUCGGUCUUCCAAAAGUAUUUGGUCUGCACCGCAUUUGCCAACGCAUUGGAUGCCUGCCCCUCAGCUGCGCCCUGGCUUAUCAUGUUAUAAGCUUCGUCGACUGUGUGCCCGCGAAUGCCGGCGAGUUCGUCAAUCUUGCACUUGAGCUGCUGGUUCAGCAAAUUGAAAGCGCCAAGGGAAAGAAUCAGGAAACGGCCUCCUCGCUGCAGUUGAUCAAUGAGAACGAUCCGCUUAGCUUUUAUUUAGCGUACGAGUUGCUCACCUCCGCCCUGCUCGACGCGAGCAGCCGUCGUCACGAUCUUGUGGAACUCAUCAAAUACAUACGCGUGGCUGUAAUCCACUACCCGCUAGACGCCAUUAAGACUCACUACGACGGCAAGGAGCAGGCCGUCAACGAGCACAUCUGCCGGGCCCUCGAUGGGAUUUCGGUAGCCCUGGGCGAGACCACAAUAAACUUCAGUUGUGCUCUUAACGGAUCCUUUGACGUGAAGACACUGACGGUUCCGACGACUACGAAGAAGCGCUACUCCGUAUCCAUGUUUGAUGAGGUAGAAGUGCAGCCUAUCCAGCAGCAGCCUCAGAAGAAAAGCGUCGGGGGUCGCAUGGCAAUAGUGAAGUUCCUGGCCCGCACCCUGUUGCUCAUGGUUAUCGAAACGGAGCCAAACAACUCAUUGCUGAUGCAGGUUCGCAAUGAACUGCCGGAGAACACAAAAGCGGAUGUCGAAAGUGCUUGCGCUGACUUCUUUCUGUCACUGGAACACUUGACGAAGGUGAAGGAGCACGACGCUUGGUACGUUAUGUCGCAGUAUCUGCUGGACUUCCAGAAGCAAAACUGUCGCAAGAAGCGGAUCAUCAACGAGGGCUUCGUUACGCUGCAGUUGCGCCGCAUAUUCCGAAAUGCGAUGGGGAGCAAGGAUGUGAACUUCAUAGAGCUUUUCACCAUGUUGGUGGUGGACAGCGAGGCACUAGCGCUGCUGGAGAAGCUCUCCGUUGAAGUAAAGACCGAUCUGCAAAAAAUCAACUUCCUGACACUAUCCGCCAUGUACCACGAGCAUAUCGAAGACUUGGACAGUGUCCAAAUAAUACGCACCAAGAGAUUGAAACUCUUCUAUUACCUGGAGUUUUGCCAGCAGGAUCAAAGAAUAAAGGGAAAGUUCAAUGCCGACAUGGACAACAUAGAGGACCUGCUGAAGGAGUUUCACAAUAAGCAACUUGACGUUCAGCUUUUGGAACGCAUGAGCAAGGACUUUGGCUUCGAUUACCAGAAGAUUCUUAUUACCCAGAUACUAAGCAUAUUGAGCGCCCAGGAGUUGCGCUUCGAGGUGAAGAGGGAUACCUUCGGCGACGAGGAACUGGUUAUGCUAAGCAGCGCCCAGGAAAUGCACGAUAUGUGCCAACCGUACAUUAAUGAAAUCAAUAAUGUCGAGCUCUUUACUUCCAAGUUAAAACACUUUAUUGAAGACAUCAACAUUUACUUCUACGAGCUGUACAUGUGUGUAAUCAACAUCCUAAUGUACUUCGAUUCGGCUCCGAAAGAAAUGGAAAUCUGGAUGAACAUUUUGCACUUCCUGAGACACAAGAUGAUCACCAGAAGACGCAAUCGGCCAGGUCAGGUGGAGACCGACACGUGGCUCAAAUCACAAAGGGAAAAUGGCGUUAUGCCGAAGAUAUCUCGAUAUCGUCUGCCAUUUAAGCCCAUCGUAGAGCAACCUCUUAAGGAUAUUCUCGACAGCGAACUAAACGUGGAUAACUGCCAGAGCUGGUUUCCACUGAUUCAGAUGUAUACGGCGUUGAAGGGAUCCAAGGAUAGUUCCCAGAACUGUGACUACUUCUGCAUGUCGGCAGUAAAGAAUUCGAUAUCGGAAUACAAGUCGAAAAAUGAUUCGGAAUCCUGGAGUCUUCAUCCCACGAAUAAUGCCUUCCUGCAGUCAAUACUACGGCUGGUCGAGAAGGUGCACAACCCAAACAAGGCGUUUCUAAUACUGUACUUCGUGUCCAACUAUGCUCGUGAUGGAGCCGAUCAGGUGGAGGCCUCCUACGAGUGCUGGAAGUUUGUCAAGGAGAAGGGCCACCUGAUUACAGAUCCGAAGAGUCGCGAGCAGGUUGCCAAGGUGAAGCGACGGUAUCCUAUUCAGAAGACCCAGCACCUGCUGUAUGUCUAUGGCCUGACCGAUGAGAAGCUACUGCGCCAGGUUGAGAACCCCACCGAGCUAAUUCAGGCGCUCUACCACCACGAGCUAAUCCUCAAGUCAAGCAAAGUAGAUAUUAACGCCCUGGUUGCGGAGAUAGCCAAGCUGCACGACCUCUGCUUAGCCACCAUCCAGUACCGCCUGCUACAGAAGUGGCUCGCUCUGACUAUGGAGUCGACGGGUGACGGUACCAUUUUGGAGGAGACCUUCAUGGAGGAGCAUAACUGGCCGGAGCAGGCCAACGGAGCGGAGUCCUCCAACAGCCAGGACGCCAGCGAGAACGUGAAUAGAGCGUUCUACAUACUCUCCAGUUGGCCAAAGGCGGAGGCAGUCAAGUUUCUUGUGGGUCUGAUCUUCAAGGGCGGUUCGGUAAACACCUCCACACAGCUGCAAAUGUACGAGUGCUAUUCCAAGCUGAAUGAUGGCAGCAACUCCUUUACCAACACGAUCAGCCAACGCCAGUUCAUCAGCAUCAAGUGUGUGCACGAGCUCAAGGCUCUGGGCUACAAGUCGAACCUGGAGAAGUUCUCCGACGACCAUUGCAACAAGAUAGACAUUCUAAAGAUGAUCUGGCAGCGUAAUGCACAGAAUCCUCUUUCGCUGGAGGUGAUGGCCAACAUUUGCCUGGGCUUUGAUAUACACUUGCCGCAGAUCUGGAACGGCAUUCUGAAGCGCAUGGUCAUGUUCCAUAUGGUGCGCGAGCUGAACGCCUUGUUGGAUGUACUCAGCUGCCGGCCGCAUCUACUCCACCUGGAUGGGCUGGCCCAGGCCUGGGACUACGUGCUCUGCCAUCCUCUGCAGAACGCAGUCGAGUUACGCUCCUUUAAGCAGGAAGAGCUGCUCCACAAGACUCUGCUGCGCCUGCAGGGCUGUCCGGUGGUGCACGCCCUCAACCUGCUACAGUUCGCCCAGCUCUGCACCGUCGUCCAUCGACCGCACAUGGCCGCCGCUCUACUCACCUUCUGCCAGAGCGCCGAGCAACGCCAAAAGAUCAAAAAGAUGAUACAUUCUCAUCCGGUGGAGAACCUUCGGCAACAGAUCCUGGACCUGGAAGAUGCUGGUAUCUUGCCGGUGGUACUGAACUUUGCGCUCAAGGAACUAAAUCUGUAAGCGUAGAGAUUUUGAUUUUCCAAUUCCCAUAAUUUUUUAUUUUUAUUGGUGGAAUACUUUUUGUAAAUAUCAAGGUUUAUUACCUGCAAAUAUAGUUUAUACAAACGA
Messenger RNA from Drosophila sechellia, 6390 nucleotides. RefSeq names its product kinetochore component rough deal (gene rod). Gene Ontology annotation, biological process: mitotic spindle assembly checkpoint signaling; mitotic sister chromatid segregation; protein localization to kinetochore involved in kinetochore assembly. Gene Ontology annotation, molecular function: small GTPase binding. Bases 1 to 6282 code for a protein of 2093 amino acids. The transcript is spliced from 14 exons. The record is from RefSeq and is a predicted model, not a curated record. NCBI's taxonomy places the organism in Eukaryota, Metazoa, Arthropoda, Insecta, Diptera, Drosophilidae. Gene Ontology annotation, cellular component: kinetochore microtubule; cytoplasm; RZZ complex.